Penaeus monodon (black tiger shrimp) is the source of this 6663-nucleotide messenger RNA. RefSeq names its product collagen alpha-2(V) chain-like. The transcript is spliced from 5 exons. Lineage: Eukaryota; Metazoa; Arthropoda; Malacostraca; Decapoda; Penaeidae. The coding region runs from base 1 to 6663 and encodes 2220 amino acids. The record is from RefSeq and is a predicted model, not a curated record.
AUGUCACACGUGUACUCGUUCACAAAUGCAUACAUACAGUUGGAGAUGAUUCUCAAUGCAGUUUACGUCUACAAACAGAACACAAAGGGGACGGCCACCUAUAGCGAGAGACCAUCCGACGAGGGACCAUCCGAGGGAAAAGGACCCAUCCGACGGGGAAGAAAACCAUCCGACGGGGACCCCGACGAGGGACCACCCCGGGGGAAAAAGCCCAAAAAUCCGACGGGGACCUUUUCCGACGGGAACCAUCCGACGGGGGACCAUCCGAGGGGAGACCAUCCGACGAGGGCCCCAUCCGACGAGGGCCCAUCCACAGGGCCCAAAUCCGACGGGGACCAUCCAACGGGGACCAUCCAAACGAGGACCAUCCGACGAGGACCAUCCGACGGGGACCAUCCGAGGGGGGGAAAACCAUCCGGGGGGAAAACCAUCCGAGGGGGGGAAACCUUUCCGACGAGGGCCCACCCCAAAGGGGGGACCAUCCGACGGGAGACCAUCCGACGGGAGACCAUCCGACGGGAGACCAUCCGACGGGGACCAUCCGACGGGCCCAUCCGACGGGGACCAAUUCCACGAGGGACCAUGGCCGGGAACCACCGAGGGACCACCCACGGGAACCCCCGGAGGGGAAACCCAAAUCCAAAAUCCGACGGGAGCCCAAUCCAACGGGGGACCACCCGGGCCCCGAGGGCCCAUCCGACGGGGGAAACCACCCGGGCGGGGAAAAAAAAUCCGCCCGGGGACCAUCCGACGGAAAGACCAUCCGCGGGGACCACCCGAGGGGAAGACCAUCCGAGGGAAGGACCACCCGGGGAACACCAGGGGCCCAAAUCCGCCCAAGGGACCAUCCGACGAGGGACCAUCCGACGGGAGACCAUCCGACGGGAGACCAUCCGACGGGGGACCAUCCCCGGGGACCAUCCGCGGGAGACCAUACCGAAAGGGACCAUCCAGGGAGACCAUCCAAACGGGGACCUCCGACGGGGACCAUCCACGAGGGCCCCAUCCGACGGGGGGACCAUCCGACGGGGAAAACCAUCCGCGAGGGACCACCGACAGGGACCAUCCGACGAGGGACCAUCCGACGAGGGACCAUCCGACGGGGGACCAUCCGACGAGGGACCAUCCCCCACCGAGGGCCCAUCCACAGGGACCAUCCGACGGGGACCAUCCACGGGGACCAUCCGCCCGGGGGAAAACCACCCCGGGGAACUGGGGGGACCAUCCACGAGGGACCACCAAAAAUCCGACAAAGGGCCCAAACCGACGGGGACCAUCCGAGGGGAAAAGACCUUUCCGAGGGGGAAAACCACCGACGAGGGAAAUCCGCGGGGACCAUCCCGGGGGAACCACCCGCCCCGAGGGACACCGCCCGAGGGACCAUCCGACGAGGGACCAUCCGACGGGAGACCAUCCGACGGGAGACCAUCCGACGAGGGACCAUCCGACGGGAGACCAUCCGAGGGGAAACCAUCCGCGGGGAACCAUCCGACGGGGGCCAUCCGAGGGGGGGGACCAUCCGACGAGGGACCCGACGAGGGACCAUCCAAACGGGGACAUCCACAGGGACCACCCCACGGGGACCAUCCAAAAACCCGAGGGGACCACCCGGGAGGGGGACCACCGACGGGGGAAACCACCCCGCCCGGGAGAAAACCCAAUCCUAACGAGGGCCCACCCCAAACCCCGAAGGCCCUUUCCGACGGGGGACCACCCGACGGGGGAAACCAUCCGACGAGGACCAUCCGAGGGAGACCCCGCCCAUCCAACAGGGACAUCCGACGAGGGACCAUCCGACGAGGACCCUCCGAGGGGGGGGACCUUUCCGACGGGAGACCAUCCGCAAAGGACCAUCCGACGAGGGCCCAUCCGACGGGAAAGAGGGGACCUUUCCACGGGGGCCAUCCGACGGGGGAAACCAUCCGACGAGGGCCCAUCCGACGAGGGACCAUCCGAGGGGAGACCAUCCGACGGGGAGGAAACCAUCCAAACGGGGACCAUCCGCGGGGGACCACCCAGAAGGGACCAUCCGACGAGGGACCCUCCGACGGGAGACCAUCCGACGGGGGAACCAUCCGACGGGGAAGGGAACCAUCCGACGGGGGGACCAUCCGACGGGGACCAUCCGACGAGGGACCAUCCGACGAGGGACCAUCCGACGAGGGACCAUCCGACGGGGACCAUCCGACGAGGGACCAUCCGACGAGGGACCAUCCGACAAAGGGACCACCGACGGGGGACCACCGGGACAGGGCCCAAUCCAAAAGGGGAGCCCAAAUCCGCCCGGGAAAACCAUCCGAGGGGAAAGGACCAUCCGCGGCCCCCAAAUCCGACGGGGGACCAUCCACGGGACCUCCGCGGGGACCAUCCGACGGGGACCAUCCGACGGGGACACCCACGGGGGAACCACCCCGAGGGGAGACCUUUCCGACGGGAAACCACCCCCGGGAACCCGAGGGACCUUUCCCGACGAGGGACCUUUCCGACGGGAAAAACCACCCCGACGGGGGACCAUCCGACGGGGGACCAUCCGACGGGGACCAUCCGACGGGGCCCAAUCCGAGGGGAGACCAUCCGACGGGGACCACCCCACGAGGGCCCUCACCCAAAACCCGGGGAACCACCGACUGGGACCAUCCACGGGGAAAACCACCGACGGGAAACCAUCCGGGGGGAGACCAUCCGACGAGGGACCUUUCCGACGGGGGCCCAAAUUCCGACGGGGAAAACCAAAUCCCCGGGGAAAACCAUCCACAAAGGGCCCCUUCCGGGGGGGAAAACCCCAUCCGAGGGGAAAAGACCAUCCGACGAGGGACCCAUCCGACAGGGCCCCUCCAAACGGGGGAAACCCCCCCGGGGGAACAAGGGAAACCUCCGCCCGGGAGCCCCAUCCACGGGAAACCACCCCCAGGGACCAUCCGACGGGAAACCAUCCGACGGGGACCAUCCCGGGAGCCAUCCGACGGGGGGGAACCAUCCACGGAGCCCCACCCCGACGGGGACCAUCCGACGGGGACCAUCCCCGCGGGACCAUCCGCGGGAGAAAAUCCGGGGGAGCCAUCCGAGGGGAGACCAUUCCGACGAGGGACCAUCCGCCAGGGACCAUCCGACUGGGGGGCCCACCCAAAAAACCGACGGGGACCACCGAGGGGAGACCACCCCAAACGAGGGCCCCUUCCGACGGGAACCCCCCCCAAACCAGGGACCAUCCGCGGAGACCACCCACGGGGACCUUUCCACUGGGGACCACCCCCGGGGGGAAACCCCCUCCGAGGGGGAGACCAUCCGACGGGGCCCCAUCCGACGGGGACCAUCCGACGGGGACCAUCCGACGGGAGACCAUCCGACGGGAGACCAUCCGACGGGGGAACCAUCCGCAAAGGGGACCUCCGACUUUUGGCCAUCCGACGAGGGCCCAUCCGACGGGGCCCCUUCCGGGGGGAAAAACCAUCCGACGGGAGACCAUCCGACGGGGAAAACCUUUCCGACGGGAGACCAUCCGACGGGGCCCUCCGCCGGGGCCCUUUCCAAACGAGGGACCAUCCGAGGGGAGACCACCCGACGAGGGCCCAACCCCGACGGGGGCCCCAUCCGACGGGGCCCAAAUCCGAAGGGGGAAAACCACCCCGACGGGGACCCUCCGCCGGGGACCUCCGCCGGGGCCCCUCCGACGGGGGGGACCACCCCGACGGGGACCCCACGAGGGACCACCCCGCGGGGCCCCAUCCGCCCGGGAGCCCAAAACCCCGACGAGGGACCUUUCCGAGGGGGAAAACCAUCCCGACGGGGACCACCGACGGGAAACCCAAACCCCCGGGGGGAAAGACCACCCGGGGGAACCCCGAGGGACCAUCCGCCGAGGGGACCAUCCGACGGGAGACCAUCCGACGAGGGACCAUCCGACGGGAGACCAUCCGACGGGAGACCAUCCGACGGGAGACCACCCCGACGAGGGACCAUCCGAGGGGACCACCCCGAGGGGAAAACCAUCCGACGGGAAAACCAUCCGUCGGGAAAACCAUCCGAGGGGAUCCCCAUCCACGGGGGGAACCACCCGACAAAGGGACCACCACGGAGACCAUCCACGGGAAGGGAACCAUCCCCGGGGGCCCCAUCCAAACGGGGACCAGCCGAGGGGGGGAGACCACCGACGGGGCCCAAAUCCGCGGGAGACCAUCCGGGGGGGAAGAAACCACCCCAAACGGGAGCCCUUUCCGACGGGGGACCAUCCGCCCGGGGACCCCCACGGCCCCCGGGGCCCACCCCGACGGGACCAUCCGACGGGAGACCAUCCGACGGGGGACCAUCCGACGGGGGACCAUCCGACGGGGCCCAUCCAGGGGAACCACCGACGAGGGACCAUCCGCGGGGGGACCCUUUCCACGAGGAAACCCAUCCACGAGGAACCCCCACGGGGACCAUCCGACGGGGGCCCAUCCGACGGAAAACCUUUCCACGGGAGCCAUCCACGGAGACCAUCCGACGGGGACCUCCGACGGGGGAAACCAUCCGACGAGGCCCAUCCGACGAGGGACCAUCCGACGAGGACCAUCCGACGGGGGCCCCAUCCGGGGGAACCACCCGACGGGGACCAUCCGCCAGGGACCAUCCGACGGGGCCCCACCCGACGAGGGCCAUCCGAGGGGGAAGACCCCCCCACGGGAGCCCCAUCCACGGGGACCAUCCGACGGGGGCCCUUUUCCGACGGGACCAUCCGAGGGGAGCCCCAAUCCAAACGGGGACCUCCACGGGAGCCCAUCCGACGAGGGACCACCCCGGGAACCUUUUGGGGACCAUCCACGGGACCAUCCGACGGGGAAAACCACCCCAAGGGACCAUCCGAGGGGAAACCCCCAUCCGACGGGGGACACCACGAGGACCUCCGACGAGGGACCUCCACAGGGCCCAAAUCCGACGAGGGACCACCCCCACGGGGCCCCAUCCCCCGGGAGACCAUCCGACAGGGACCAUCCGACGAGGGCCAUCCGACAACCCGAGGGAAACCAUCCGCAGGGACCUUUCCAGGGGCCCCCGGAGGGAAACCACCCCGACGAGGGCCCCAUCCAAACGGGGGACCAUCCGAGGGGAGGGAAACCAUCCGACGGGGGGGAACCCAUCCGCCCCGGGGCCCACCCGACGGGGGCCAUCCACGGGGGAAACCAUCCGCGGGGACCACCCGACAGGGACCAAACCCCCCCGAGGGGAGACCACCCCAAAACGGGAGCCCAUCCACGAGGGACCUUUCCGACGGGGACCCAAGCCCACCGAGGGCCCAUCCGCGGGGCCAUCCGACGAGGGCCCAUCCGACGGGGGCCCACCCCAGGGAGACCAUCCGACGGGGACCACCCCCGACGGGGGACCUUUCCACGGGAGCCCCUCCACGGGAAAACCACCGACAGGGACCAUCCAAACGAGGACCCAAAAAUCCGACGAGGGACCAUCCGAGGGGGAAAACCAUCCGACAGGGCCCACCCCGACGAGGGCCCAUCCGACGGGGGCCUUUCCGACGGGAGACCAUCCCGACGGGGGACCAUCCGACAGGACCAUCCGAGGGGACCACCCGGGAGGGGAACCAUCCGCGAGGGCCUUUCCGCCCGGGGACCAUCCGACGGAGACCACCGACGAGGGACCAUCCAAACAAAGGGACCACCCGGGGAAACCAGGGAAACCCCAUCCGACGAGGGACCACCCGGGAGGGGAGCCCAUCCGACGAGGGACCUUUCCGAGGGGAAAAGACCUCCGACGGGGGACCACCGCCGAGGGGCCAUCCCCCGAGGGCCCCAUCCGACGGGGACCAUCCGAGGGGAAAACCAUCCGACGAGGGACCUCCGAGGGGACCAUCCGACGGGAACCAUCCGGAGGGACCACCGACAAAGGGACCAUCCGACGAGGGACCCUCCAAAGGGGGAAAGACGAAACCCGACGAGGGACCAUCCGACGGGAGACCAUCCGACGAGGGACCACCCGACCAAAAGUGCGGAAAACCGAGCCAGCCGACCAAACGAGCCAAAGAGCGGCGGGCGUGCGGGCGUGCGGGCGGGGAAACGAGCCACGGGCGCGCGGAGGCCCGUCGCCGGCGAGGCAGGGGCCGAGAAAGCGCAUGGCAACAGGCAGACGCGUCUUGCCGGGGAUUGCUCGCCGGAGUCUCCUCCUGCUACUGCCCACGGGCACUUGAAGAAGAAGAUUCUGCCCCCACAGUCAUCUUCAGUUACCCAUUCAGCCCCCACAGUCAUCUUCAUUACCCAUUCUGCCCCCACAGUCAUCUUCAUUACCCAUUCUGCCCCCACAGUCAUCUUCAUUACCCAUUCAGCCCCCCAGUCAUCUUCAUUACCUAUUCUGCCCCCACAGUCAUCUUCAUUACCCAUUCAGCCCCCACAGUCAUCUUCAUUACCCAUUCAGCCCCCACAAUCAGAACUUCAGUUGGAACCGCGAGUCCAGCUCCCCAAGGUCAAGGCAGUCACCAAGCUGGCACCUCCGCUAAGACGGAAACCGAAUCUCUCGCGCUGCAACUGCAAGAUGCAAAGGAACUAUACACCCACCCAAAGUUCCACGCCCCCCCCGCCCCCGCCCCCCCCCCCGCCCCCGCCCCCCGCAAACGGUGAGCGGCGCGCCACACGGAGUUCCAGACUAACGGCUCGACGCGGCGGCGGCGGGGCAGCCUGA